AUGCCGAAAAAAACUCGUUCGAAAAAUAAAAGUCAUAGUGGUGUUGAUAAACAAGGUAAAGUAUUAAAAACCAAACGAAAAACAAAAGAUCUUGAUGAAGUACAAAAAACGAUGGCUGCGGAAACAGCUCGUCAAUUAUUAAAUCAACCGAUUGAUUAUGAUGUACCUGGUGCAGGACAACAUUAUUGUUUGUAUUGCUCAAAAUAUUUUAUUGAUGAGCAUAAUUUACAACAUCAUAUCAAAGGGAAAUUUCAUAAACGAAGAGUAAAAGAUUUAAAAACUGAAGCAUAUACAUUGGAAGAAGCUGAACGAGCAGCUGGAAAAGGACAAUAUCGAGCACCACGACCUAUCGAUGUACCAAGUGAUCAAAACAAGCUUUAUCAGAUGGAUACUGAUGCUGUUGAAGAUGUUAUUUCGUCUUAA
Molecule: messenger RNA, 423 nt
Organism: Adineta steineri
Lineage: Eukaryota; Metazoa; Rotifera; Eurotatoria; Adinetida; Adinetidae
Source: the annotation of a GenBank genome assembly